UCCAGAGGGCAUCCCCUACUGUGCCACCAAGGUGCAGUCCAUCUCUUGGAUCCAGUAUGUGGCUGGCAGGGUGACCCAGUAUGCGUCUCACCUCCGCCACGAGACGUCUGUGGCCGUGACGCUUGGCUGCUACCAGCAAACGGAUGUCUCGGUGGCGUACGCCACUCUCCACAUGGGGCUGGAUGGGCUGCUCUCCUUCUCGGCGUGGUCGGAGGCUGCCUCCGUCUCUACGCCCACCACUCAGCAGUUCACUGAGCCAGAGCCUGAGGGCCACAACUGCUAUGAGGGCUGGGAGGAGGACCUUCUGCCUGAGGAGAGGGAGGUUCCUCUGCUAAACCUCUACCUUACCACCAAGAGAGUGGAGGACAUCGGCCUGAGGCUCAUCUCCCUGCGCCAGGCCUUUACUGAUGAGGCCGAAUUCAUCCGUGCCUAUAACGACUUUGUGAACUACCUGAGUGACCCCUCCAAGCAGAUUGACAUUGAGAGGGAGCUGGCUGAGGCAAAGAUCCAUCAUGUUAACCUGAUAGACGUCCUUUUUGAGCUGGUGCUGUUUGGGAUGAUGACAGCUCAGAAAUCCCUGAUGGUGCAACCUGGUGGGUUCAUGGAGCGUCUGUACGCUCUCCUGUACUCCUUCCUGCCCACUGUUGCCAGCAUUGAGCCAAAGGCUGAGAGAUACCUGUUGCUGCUCAAUGGCGGGCUGAUGGCUCUGCUAGAUGACAUGUUUGGGCAGCAGCUGGCCUGGUACUUUAACCGAGAGUCUCUGGUCACUGAGCUCUCCAGCCUCCUGGAGUACCACCUGGAGUACCUCAUGGCCAGCAUGUAGUCCUACUGCAGAGACCUGAAGGGCCA
Messenger RNA from Coregonus clupeaformis (lake whitefish), 849 nucleotides. RefSeq lists its product as uncharacterized. The record is from RefSeq and is a predicted model, not a curated record. NCBI's taxonomy places the organism in Eukaryota, Metazoa, Chordata, Actinopteri, Salmoniformes, Salmonidae. The coding region runs from base 173 to 823 and encodes 216 amino acids. The transcript is spliced from 9 exons.